Messenger RNA from Phycomyces blakesleeanus NRRL 1555(-), 1041 nucleotides. RefSeq lists its product as hypothetical. Gene Ontology annotation, molecular function: nucleotide binding. NCBI's taxonomy places the organism in Eukaryota, Fungi, Mucoromycota, Mucoromycetes, Mucorales, Phycomycetaceae. The transcript has 2 exons. The coding region runs from base 1 to 1041 and encodes 346 amino acids. The record is from RefSeq and is a predicted model, not a curated record.
AUGUCACUUCGUUGGGGUAUUCUCGGCACCGGAAAUAUUGCCACCACAUUUGCCAAUGGUCUCAAGCAAUCCCCUCUCAAUUCUCUCGUGGCAAUUGGCAGUAGAUCCGAUGCCUCGGCCCAAGCUUUCGGGCAAGCCUUUGGAGUUACCAAAGCCGCUUGUUACGGUACCUACGAUGCCUUACUCGCUGACCCCAAUGUUGACAUUGUUUACAUCGCCACACCCCACCCUCAACACUGUGAGUUGGCUAUAAAAACCGCAAAGGCCAAGAAGCACAUGCUGGUUGAAAAGCCAAUGGCCAUGAACGAACGUGAAGUUCAAUUGAUUCUCGAUGCAGCCAAAGAAAACGACGUGUUUUUGAUGGAAGCUUAUAUGUACCGUUGUCAUCCCCAAACUCAAAAGGCAGCUGAAAUGAUUAAGCAAGGUGUAGUUGGUGAAGUUAAGCUGGUUAAGGCUAGUUUCUCCUUUGAAGGUUAUUCCCUCGGCCCUUCAUCUCGACUUUGGCGCAAUGAACUCGGUGGUGGAGCCCUUAUGGACAUUGGUGGCUAUCCUCUUUCCUGGGCACGUUUAAUUGCUGGUGCUGCUCAAGGUUCUUCUCCUCUUCACCCCACAAUUCUCAAAGGCGUUGGAAAUGUUCAGAAAGAUACUCAAGUUGAUGAAUGGGCCAUGGCUUCGCUUGGAUUCGAAAACAAAAUUGGCGCUCAGCUGUUUGUGGGUGUGUUUGCUGAUGCUGACUGUAGCGUGGAAGUAGUGGGUACCAAGGGUACAUUGCGUGUACCCAACCUGUGGCGUCCUGAUCUUGCUGUAUUGGGUCCUACUCAAAUUGAGGUGUCCGAACACGGAAAGGCUGCUGCGAUAACACCUAUUGUUCUUGAACAGACAAAUCUUUUCACCUUUGAAGCAGAAGCUGUAGCAAAAGCUGUACUUUCUGGCAAAAAAGAGUGCGAUUUUAUGACUUGGGAAGAUUCCCUGAGUCAAGUACGUUCUAUGGAUCAGUGGCGCAAAGAAAUUGGCCUAGUUUAUUCGGCUGAUAAGCAGUGA